AUGACUUUUGGUGGACUUGGUGGGGAAUAAACGGGAAAUGAGCGAAAAUAGACGCAGUUCUAAGAAAAAAGAUCAAGAAUAGGUUGAAAAUGCCGUAAAAUUCACAAUAAAAAAUAUCAAGCAAAUUUACUGUAAUGUAAGCUAAAUGAAUGAAAAAUUAACCUUUAGUUCAUAAAUUAUCAAAAAUAAAAAAUAACCAAGCAUAAAACUAGACUAGGCUCUAAAGUCACCAAACUCUAGAGCCCAAAAAAUGGAUAAUGAAAAUAAAUAAACAACAACAAAACCAUGGCUCUGACUCCGCCCCUUUUUCCAUUUUUUGGCCACACCCCUUCACAUUUUCUUGGGGCACUUCCCAAAAGCAACAAAACGCUCCAAUUUGUUGUUGUUUUUUUGUGAAAGGUGUCAACAGAUGUUGGAUCAUAGCCAUUAAAUUUGAAUUUUCACAAAGGAGGUGUUAGGAUUUGCCACGUCAUAAGACUAUAAUUGAUAGGAGAUUGGUAAAAUGUCAAGUUUUGAAUGAAAAAAAAUGGAAUUUCGAUGGGUAAAUAUCUGAAAAGUCUAUGAAAAACUUAUGAAAUUCCUAGAUGCUUUCAGAAUGAAAUUUUGGAAUUCAAACUUGCCACGUCAUAGAGUAUUUUUUGAAAGAAAUUUGAAGAAAUUGACAAGUUUAUUUUAAAUGCUGAAUGUUUGGUGUCAUCUUCAGAAAACCCUUCUCCAGGUGAGAAAAAUUACCACAAAAUAUUGAAAGCUACCCGAAAAUCCUCUGAAAAAACCCCUGAAUUAGAAAAAAAUGUUAUUUUCUCACCAAAAAUAAUUUUCAAUAUUUUUUCCAGAAAACGGCAAAAUCGACGAGACGCUCAAAAAACCGCAGAAUUUCUCAACUUCCACAGAUUGGCGCCCUCUACUCAUCACAAUUCCACUCCGAUUGGGUCUUACAACGAUUAACGAGUGCUAUUUACCAGCAAUUCGAAAAUAUUUCGAAAUUCCACAAUGUGUUGGAAUGAUUGGUGGAAGACCGAAUCAUGCACUGUAUUUUGUGGGAAUUGGUGGCGAUAGAAAGUUAUUUUAUCUGGAUCCACAUUAUUGUAGACCAAAAACUGAUUUGGCACCGAAAAAUGGCGAAAAUUCACCAAAAACUGAUGAAAAAUCAUCAGAAAAUGAUAAAAAAUCACCCAGAAAAUCCCCAGAAACCGCGCAAGAUGAGAGUUUUUCGAAUAUAGAAGAUCUUGAACCGCUGCCUUCGCAAACUUCAGAUAUUUACACAAAACUCGAUAAUUCGACUUAUCAUUGUGAAAUGUUACUUUGGAUGGAUUAUCAAAAUAUUGAUCCAUCCUUGGCUAUUUCAUUUUUCUGCGAAACAAAAUCUGAUUUUGAAGAGUUGUGUGCAAUUUUGAAAGACGAAAUGUUGAGCUCAACGAGUCCGCCGGUUUUUGAGCUCGUGGAGAAAAGACCAAAAUAUUGGCCUGAGUUUGAGCCGUAUGUUGGAGUUGAAAUGAAGAUUGAAAUGAAUGGUAAGUGGAUUUUUGAGGAGUGAGACUAUUGGGAAAUCUUUAAACUUUUAAGAAUUGUGAAAAUCCCGAACGUGAAAUUGAAAAAUUGAAUUUUUGAGUUAGACAUUUAUUUCGCCACGUGGCUUUUCUAAUUUUUGAUUCUCUUAAAUAUUUUAUUUUUCUGACAUUUUUUGUCCAUUUCAAACACACUUGGCGAGAGAGUGUCCCAAAAUUUUUGUGCAGCGUGAAAAUUUAUUCAGAAUAAAAAUUGUGCAGCGUGAAAUUUUGAAUUUUUUCGAAUAUUUUCAUCAAAAUCUGCUGAAAAUCAAUGAACACCUCACUUUUUCGUGAAAAAAAUUUUGAAAAUUUUCAUUAGCUACCCGCCCGAAUCCAAAUUUUGGUUUGGGUGGGAAUUUUUAUUUGAAAAUUUUUGUACAGUAUCCUUUUUGGACACGUCUCGUCAGGUGAAAUUUUCAAACUGAAGAUACGGAAUUCAAAGUAUCUAUUUUUCACCCGAAAAACAACCUGCAAAAAUUCUAAACUGCCACGUGGCAUUUAAAAUGUUAACUGUUAAAAACCUCCUAUUUUUGCAGAAUUCGAUGAUAUUGGACAAGCGGGAAAUGAAGAAGAAUUCGAGGUAUUGGAUGUAUAA
This is a messenger RNA of Caenorhabditis angaria, 2142 nucleotides long. Lineage: Eukaryota; Metazoa; Nematoda; Chromadorea; Rhabditida; Rhabditidae. The record is from the annotation of a GenBank genome assembly.